Messenger RNA from Harmonia axyridis, 2580 nucleotides. RefSeq names its product solute carrier family 26 member 6-like. Gene Ontology annotation, biological process: transmembrane transport. Gene Ontology annotation, cellular component: membrane. Bases 314 to 2395 code for a protein of 693 amino acids. The transcript has 13 exons. The record is from RefSeq and is a predicted model, not a curated record. Lineage: Eukaryota; Metazoa; Arthropoda; Insecta; Coleoptera; Coccinellidae. Gene Ontology annotation, molecular function: chloride transmembrane transporter activity; sulfate transmembrane transporter activity; oxalate transmembrane transporter activity.
UUAAGAUAUUUGUGUAUGUCGGUUGUAUUGACUGUAUGUAAACAUAUUCGCCGUCUAUUUUAUCAGAACUGGUAAAUGUUUUACUUGAAUGAACAAAACAAACCGUAUAUCCUGAAAUCCGAAUUCCAGCAUAAUAAACAUCGUUUGGCUGUCAGAAGUUGUUUGUUUUCGUUUCACAGUAUCUUAUCUCAGUUUUCAACACUUCCAAAGGCACAAUGCAGCUAUAAUUGAUCUCCUGUAGUCGCCGCAUUGUUACAAAUCAACAAAAAACUAUUUUAAACCAUCCGGGUACAUUGUUCACGUUAAUUUCGCUAUGGAUAACGAGAAAAUAUGUCUCCUGAACGGCAGAUCUGUCGUGCAUUAUAGCAGCGUUGCAGCCAACUCUUAUACGGAACCCAGCCUCUCCAUUUAUGUGGACCGCCCAGUGUAUCAACAAGAAGACCUGAACAGAGACACCCUAUAUGCCAAGCCUUCUAGAUUGGAAGCCAAAGAAAGAAUACAAAAAUGCUGUAGUGUGAAACCAGUAAAAUGCCUGAGGAAAACUAUUCCAAUCUUAAAAUGGCUUCCAAACUACGAAUGGAAAAAGUGGCUUUUUGGAGAUAUAGUAGCUGGCUUUACUAUAACUGUGAUGCAGAUUCCACAGGGAAUGGGUUAUGGUAUGCUAGGUGGCAUACCGCCCAUCUGCGGCAUAUAUAUGGCUUUUUUUCCAGUCUUGAUGUACGCUAUUUUUGGUACUUCUAGACAUUUGUCAACCGGAACCUUUGCCAUCAUAUGUUUAAUGACUGGAAAAAUAGUAUCUCAAUAUGGAACACAUGAAAUCCUCCAAAACGGAACGAUAAUUGAACAUGAAGACCUGAGUGAAUCAAAUGGAGGCCAUAUAAGAACAAAUAUACAGGUAGCAAUAACAGUGACAUUUGUGGUUGCUUGUAUACAGGUGUUUAUGUUCUGCAUACGUCUAGGAAUCAUAACAACUAUGUUCUCUGAUACUCUGAUAAAAGGACUGACCUGUGCAACAAGUUGCCAUGUGGUUGUUUCUCAACUGAAAGAAAUUUUAGGUCUCAAGCUUCAAAAGAGAAGAGGCUACUUCAGUCUUCCGUUGACUUUAUUCGAUGUAGCCUCCAAUAUAACAACUGUAAAUGUACCUUCUGUGAUAAUAUCGGCUGUGACUUUAUUAGUAAUACUAGGCAAUAACUAUGGUUUGAAGAAACUCAUGGCGAAGAAAACAAAAAUCCCAUUUCCAAUUGAAAUAUUUGUAGUUAUUGUAGGAACCACCUUCAGCUACUUUUGUCGAGAUACAUUCAAAGUACUUAACAACAUUCAAAUUAUAGGGAAUAUUCCUACAGGGUUUCCAAUGAUACAGUUUCCGGACUUAUCACUAAUACCUGACAUAUUCCUGGAGUGCCUUACAAUAGCUAUAGUAUCAUAUGCCAUAACUAUGUCCAUGGCACUUUUGUUUGCUAGAAAAUGUUUUUAUGAAGUUGAUUCAAAUCAAGAAUUGCUAGCCCUAGGUGUGGGUAAUGCCUUUGGAUCAUUAUUUUCUUGUAUGCCGACUUGUGCUUCGGUGAGCAGAUCUUUGAUUCAGCAAUCUGUUGGUGGUAACACUCAGCUGACGUCUUUGAUAUCCUGUACAUUACUACUAUCCGUUUUACUUAUCUUAGGACCAGCCUUUGAAUCACUUCCUAAGUGUUGUCUUGGAACUCUAAUUGCUGCGGCAAUUUGGCCAGCAGUAAUGCAGUUUACACUUUUACUGAAAUAUUGGAAGCUGAGUAAAUGGGAUGCUUUGGUAUUUCUUACUGCUUACCUAUUGACAUUAUUCUUAGAUAUUGGGUUGGCACUGGCAGCUGGUGUCAUUAUAUCGUUAUUCGGUAUCAUUUUACAGAGCUACAAGCCAUACAGCUGUCUUUUAGGCAAUGUUCCUAACACAGAUCUGUACUUAGAUUUAGAACGAUAUAAAGCAGUACAAGAAAUACCAAGUAUAAAAAUCUUCCAUUUUUCUGGUAUAUUAAAUUUUUCUUCAAGACAGGUUUUCACAGAAUCCUUUGGCCAAAAAUUGGGUUUCAUUCCAUCAAAGAUCUUACGAAAAAGAAAAUAUGCAGAAGAUCAUAAUCUAUCUUUUGAGUUUGAAAGCUUAAUGAUGAAGUAUAUCAUUAUAGAUUUUGCCUCUAUUACUUAUGUGGAUCCAGCUGGUAUAGAUCUGAUGAGGAAUUUAGCUAGAGACUUGGACCAGUUGGGCAUAAGUCUUUAUAUUGCAGGCUGUUCAGGACCUGUUUUUGAGAAGAUAGCCCAGUGGGAUGCUAUUGAGAAGAUUCAUAGUAAUUUUAAACUGUUUCCAACAAUACAUGACGCUGUUGUUUAUGCACAAGGAAUUGAAAAAAGUUUCAACUUGAAAAAUUAAGAACAAAUAUAAAUUUUUCAAGACAAACAGACAAUAAUUAAAGAUUCAAAAAAAAAUGAAUAAGUUUUUAGAAAAAUAACAUCUAAAAGAAUUCAUUCAUAGAAUGAAAAAAUAUAUUUCUAUACAUAAUGUACAUUUACUAUGAUUUUAGAUUUAAGUAGGAAAUAAACAUUUUAAGAACUUAA